GAGCCUACCAAUCACUUGGAUAUAGAAUCUAUUAUAUGGUUGGAAAAUUAUUUAGUAGAUUAUUUCGGUACUGUCAUUGUUAUUUCGCAUGAUAUUCAGUUUUUGGAAAAUGUGUGCAACCGAAUCGCUGAAGUAGAAAUGGGAGGCAUUAUUGACUAUAAACUGAAGUAUAGUAAAUUUCUAGAAGAAAAAGAAAAACAGAAAACCAUACAAAUCGCUGCCUACGAAAACCAACAAAGAGACAUUGCACAAAAAGAGAAGACCAUCAGUAGGUUUAUGGCAAGUGCUACCAAAACCAAGAUGGCUCAGAGUAUGCAAAAGCUACUCGAAAAAGUGGAGAGAAUAGAGAUACCAGUGGAGUCUAGCAAAGCAAUGACGAUCCGAUUUGCAGAAGUGCCAAGAUCAGGAAGAGAUGUGAUAAGGGCUGUGGAUGUAUCAAAGUCAUUUGACGAUAAAACAGUUUUUAGCAACAUAGAUAUCACUAUAGAAAGAGGAGAUAGGGUAGCAUUUGUUGGUCAAAACGGUCAAGGUAAAACGACCAUGGCAAAAAUUAUUGCUAAAAUACUUCCACCUACUUCUGGCAAAAUAGAAGAAGGGUCCAAUAUGCAUCUUUCUUAUUACGCUCAGAAUCAGUCAGAACUGAUAGACUUGAAAAGUACCGUGAUGCAAGUCAUGGAAGACAAAGCACCUGAAGAAAUGCGGUCUAGAAUCAGGAAUGUAUUAGGUGAUGAUGCUGAAAAAAAGGUAUCUGUGCUUUCAGGAGGAGAAAGGGCAAGAUUGGCUAUGGCGUCAUUAAUCAUGAAACCAUGUAACUUUCUUAUUUUGGAUGAGCCUACCAACCACUUGGAUAUCUACUCAAAAGAAAUACUAAAAUCGGCGCUCAAGGAUUAUCAAGGCACACUAUUGGUCAUAUCGCAUGAUAGAGAGUUUUUGGCUGGAUUGACAUCCAAAGUUGUAGAGUUCAAAGAUGGAAAAACUAGAGAAUUUUUAGGCGACAUUGAGUACUUCUUGGGCAAAAAGAAACUGGACAAUAUGCGUGAUGUAGAAAUGCAAAAAACGGAUGGUGUAAAAAGUGUUGAUGUUUCUAAUCCUACCAAGAAGAUAGACUCUGAAGAUGCUAAAAAAAUCAAAAAACAGAUACAAAAUAUUGAAAGGAGUAUAGAAAAGCUUGAA
Molecule: messenger RNA, 1173 nt
Organism: Darwinula stevensoni
Lineage: Eukaryota; Metazoa; Arthropoda; Ostracoda; Podocopida; Darwinulidae
Source: the annotation of a GenBank genome assembly